Molecule: messenger RNA, 5539 nt
Organism: Wyeomyia smithii (pitcher-plant mosquito)
Lineage: Eukaryota; Metazoa; Arthropoda; Insecta; Diptera; Culicidae
Exons: 9
Coding region: 775-2514 (579 amino acids)
Biological process (GO): cobalamin transport
Molecular function (GO): cobalamin binding
Source: RefSeq, a predicted model, not a curated record
GUAGCUUCAGCUGAUGCCAGUUAACGCCGAACCUUUGAUUGGGUAAUACGAUCGAGACAAACGCUCCAGUUCAAAACUUGGAAAUAUUGUGUGCUUUUGUAAAGUUUUACCAGCUGUGUUUGGUAUCGUUUUGUUUUGUGUCAACAACAAAAAAAUCUAAACAACAAUAUAUGAUAGACAAAGGAUUGUGUCAAAAAGCAAAUUUUGCAUCAACUAUUCAUCUCACUUCAGUAUUUUACCGGUUUGGUAUCAAGUAGGAAUAUUAAAGUUGAUGUACAACAAAGCAUCUAUAGAAGAACAUAAGGUGGCCAUAAAGUGGUAUCCUUGAAGAAAAAAAACGGAAAUACAUACCAGCGACUAUCUUCGGGAUACGGAUGCGUGUUACCGUUGUUGGCUCGAAUAUACACAGUCAGGAUUAAUUUAGAUGAUACAAUUUUAGUGAAAUUAUAUUUAAUUGGAAUCCAGAUAUUUUCGUGUAGUGCUGUUCGCUGUGAGCGCUGGUGAUAGCAUAAAGUGAGGAAGCUCAAAAUAAUUAUGAUGUACGGGCUGUAGACGAAAUCGUUUCGGACUUGGAUUAUCACUUCAGUUUCAAGCAGGCAUCUGUGAGCAGAUUUCCCGACAACCUUGAAAAAUUCAACGUGUGCUCUGAAACUGUUUUUUCCGGUUUUUGGAUGACGAUCACUUUCACUUGCCUCCAAUUCUGCGACGCCAUCUUUUGCUCAAGGAACUUAUUAAAUAAGGUCAAUAAGCGCCUUUUAGCAACAGCAGCACAAAAUGACUCAACAAAUGAAGUUCAGCAUAUUCCUAACCGUUGCCUUUCUCCUUCUUACCAAAUCUCUUGGGGAAAAUACGACAAGAGUAACUGUAUCGACAACACAGAGCUCCUUUGAGACUACGUUGACAACAGCACCACAGUUGCAAUCGACAACGUUGCAACAGCAGCAGCAACAACAACAGCUGCCAAUAUCAACACAAGCAUCCUCCAGCUAUGCAUCAGAAGUGCAAACUUCAACAACCGGAUUGACCUCUACAUCUAGUGCAGCAGCGACGGUGAUGUCGACGCUAUCUACACCAUCGCCUCUAUACAUAUCAAAUUAUUCGACAAUAGCACUAGUUCCAACCUACCCAGCUAUUUCGAUGACUACUAAGCAAGACUCGUUGGACCAAAUUCCGGUGGACGUGGAUAUUGGUCCGGGAGGACCAGAUCAGAAGGAAAGCCUCGGCAUACAGAAGGCAAUUGACUGGUUACGAGACAAACGUCUGCCCGAUUACAGUUGGGGUAAUGAUACACAUAUGGUUAUCCUAGCCAAAGAACUGUCUGGCGCACGUGAUCCAGCUGAAAAUGAUAACCACCUGCAGGAGAUUUCCGAUUUGGAAGACAUGUUGUCAGUGAAACAAAUGGAAGUCGAAGUAUUGACGAUGGUUGAUCGUCAUCAUUCGGUGCCCAAACCAGCAAGUACGGAUAGAAUGGCAAGGUACAUAUUAGCGAUGGGUGCAUUGUGUAAGGAUGCCCGUCACUUCCAUGGACACGACUUGGUUUCAUCUCUUGAACACCACGAACACGAUCAAGGGCAAGAAUACGAGUUCGCUCUGACUGCCUUGGCUAUAUGCAGCUCGGCAACGCAUGUGCGAAAACGACAAAUACGGCGCUUGCUGGAUAUUGCCAGUGGCGAGGUUAACAAUGUCGAUACCAUUGCUAUGGUGUUACUAGCACUGCGAUGUAUUGUAACAGAUCAUCGACACCGACAUUUGCAGCAUUUUGUACGUCGACCCGCACGUGGAUUAGCUAGUCUACAAGGACCUCAGGGCAGUUUUGGUUCUCUACGAAGUACGGCACUUGCUAUGCAAGCUCUUCAGGAUCUCGAGCCGGAUCCAGCAGGAAAAUGGAACAGAACAGCUGCUUCAGAAUGGUUGCUUUCGAAACAACGAACCGACGGUGGUUGGACGGAGGAACCUUUACAGGAUGGCCAGGACGCGACUAUUGGCGUUGGCUUAACAGCUGACAUUAUUCUUGCUUUAGGAUGGAAAGGUUUGGGAGCGGUACGUGCUCUGCAGUGUGAUCACGUGAUACGAGAGUCGAAUGAUAAUGUUUACGAGAAUGGUGAACCAAAGCUCGCUGAUCCGGUUCGAUUGACAUCGUCCGUCGAAGAGGCGGAACCGCGGAAUGUAUCCUAUACCUACACCCUGUGGGUUGGCACUGAUGAAACUGAGGAAUACUCUUUAGAUCUCACGUCGCCCAAAAACACCACUUUUUUCUGGGCCAUGCGACAAGCAGCUAGAAUAGAUCCCAGAUUUGCCUUCGAAGCUCAGGCAUGGCCCAAUGGACAUUACGUGCAUACACUUGCCGGUAUGAAGGAGGAGCCCAAAAGCUAUCACUUCUGGCUGUUAUAUCGAUUACCUGAGAAACCGGAUACGAAAAAUCCACCUGGUAAUCAGCUAAUUGCGCCUUUGGGUGUUGAUGAACUACUCGUCGAGGAUGGCGAGCAUUACCUCUACUGGUAUAAAAAACUUUAAAGCGCUUUAUCAAAGCCCACCCGCAGCAACGCCGCGCUCCUAGAAAGAUUCACGCAAAGGUAUUAAUUUAUCAAGAUAAGCACGAUGCUGGAUUUAUAUACUGCAGACAGAAAGAGUAAACGGAGUUGUUAUGUUGAAGCAAGCUAAGAGCAAGUUGCACGAGUAAACUAGUAGAAAGAAAAAAAAAGCUCACAAGAUAGGACAGACGAACGAAACAAUGGUUUUGGGGAACACAAAGUCGAGAUAAACAUUGACUAUAGAGUGAAUAAAAAUGCGCAUAAAAACCAUCAUUAGCGGAAAGUGUCUGGUAGAAAAUGUAUUUGCAAAUACCUGCUUCCUACCUUUUUAUUAAACAACAAAGCAACAGUAUGCAUUUUAAUAUCAAAUAAGUGACGGCAAACAUUCAAUGGCGUUAAUCGACGAAUGAAGCAAAAACGAUGGUAAUAAUUACCCGCAGCACAGUAGGCGAGACAUAUUAUUAAUCUUUCGCAGAGAUUUUGUUUAUGCCAGCUCCAUUAUUUAGGUAUAUUUUAACAGUGUGAAUUGUAUUUUAAUUCCACGUUAUAACUGCUUUGGUAGAUGUUACCUAAUACGCUAAUUCUAAGCUUCAUCAUGCCAUUUUGCAUUUUCUUUUGUGCCGAUGUUUAUGACACAAAGAUAUUUAUUCAUAAAGUUACUCAGCAUUGUUAUCAAACAAACAAAAAAUAAAGUUAAAAUUGCUCAAAAUAUUUUUGUAUAUUUGUAAAUCUGGAAUUUGUUAUUCAUUAAGCAACGUAUCCCAAUAACAGUUAAGUCAUCUUCUUGAAGAUUAUAGAAUCUAUUGCGAUUUGCAUGGUAAUGAUAUAAUUGUGAUUAAAACGCAGUAUAACUUUAAGUUAAUUACAAACAUCAGGUAUGGGUAAACAUUUAAUCAUACCUUAUAAUUUAAUUAUAUGUUAAUACGAACCAACUUCUAAUAUCGAUCAAAUAAUGGUUGAAAUUUUUGAAAAUGUAGGAGCAGAAUUUCACGUUUGAGAAAAUAAUACGAACUGUUAGUUAAAAUAUGCUAUAAUAUUACUUAAAAAUCGUGAUUGUUUACUAAGGUUACUCGACCUGAACAAAAUUUUGAGGAAUCAAGCAAAUAUCAAAAAAUCAAUCAUUUUUAAAAAUGUCUUAUAAAUUAAAGCUUGAAAGUUGCUCCAUACUCAGUUUAGAAUUUUAACCAAAAUGCUUUGAAAAUCGUAAGUAUUUACUGGUUUUUCAAUUAUUUGUGUUCCCAAAGUCAAUCAUGACAAAAACACGUUGAAGCAUACUUUGCACAACAUGUUGAAAUAUACACAUAGAUAAAUUUCAAAAAUAAAAAGCCUUGGUAUGACAUUCUUGUACUCAAGCAUGAAACAUUAGUGAAGCGGCGUAAAUAAUGAAGAGAGUCGUUUUCUGCUUUUGAUAAAAUGACGCUGAAUACUUCUGUUGCUAAAACUUAUGUACCAUGCAAAUCUGCAAUCCUAAAACAAAGAUGAGCAGUAAUACAAAUUCAGAUACAGUCAUAAUGUGAUCAAGAGAAUAUUUAUUUGUAAGCAUCAAUAUAGACAAUAAUUUUGCAUUGUAAAAUAGCAAAAGAAAGCAUUGAACAAGUAAUCCAUCACAGUGAAUAUAUUAAAUCAGAUUGCUAUCGAAAGCACAUCCGCAUAAAUAUCUGCUAUUCACUUACAGUUUGCGUAAGCUCUUAGGUAAUGAAUACUUCCACGCAAAUGGUGUUAUUCUUUUGAGUAGCCAUGUGACAAGUAAAGGAUUCAAAGCAAUUUUAGCAUUGAAACUUAUGAAUAAGAAUGAAAAUGUGCUUGAAAGUCUUGGCUUUGUGUCUAUUGAUAAAAAGGUAAAGUCGAACCAUUCAACUCUUAUAUCAUCAUCUUAGUGGACAAACCAAACUGAAUUUAUGCAUAACACUCGUAAACUAUCUGAGCAAUCGGAAUUAUAUGACGUUUGUGAACAGGAUAGGGCUUUUCGUGAACCACGUGGUCAUUAGGAGGGUUUGAAUGGGAGAGGGGGUGGAGGUGGAAGACCACGUGGGGUGGUUAAGAGGAGGGUGGGAGAGUUCAGAGUACCAUGUGGCCUUUAUUUUUUGCUUCAGUGUUGCCCUCAAAUACCAUGCUAAAACUAUGGACAAUGUUUGAUUUAUUGUUAGAAAAGUGUGAUGACACAAGUUGAGGAGUGCUGAAGUUUUCGCGAUUUGUCCUUGAUUAGCUAAUGUAGAGGAAAUUUUUUAAUCGAUAAAGUUUAUCAGAACGAUGGUAACAGAAAAAAAAAACAAAUGAAAAGGGGAGUGCAUCUUAAUUUGUGACGUUUUCCUUGACUUUAUGCUUCAGUACCCAAUAACUGGGUUUGAAAGAAUUUAUUUGGAAUAUCAGUUUUUUCAGUGUUUAUUAUUCUAAAAGGAUAUUCUACAGUAGCUUUCUUAACCAUGAGGUAGUAAGUUAACAUAAAUUUGUUACAAAAUUCACACGGAUCAAAUUUGUCACAGAAAUAUUAUCUUUUGAUCUUAAUCAAUCAAUCAAUUCCAUUCAGUAUUCCGAAUAAUUGAUCAAAAUAUGCCCACGUGGUUUAGGAACGGCCUCGUACUUGUAAUUCCAGUUUUUCGUACUUUUAUAGAUUUCUUCGUUUAUCAGUAAUCCUGACAUAAAUCCUUAAACUGCUGAAUUCAUCCACACAUAUUAGUUUUACAAUUGCAUGUUCUUAUUGAUAAGCGAACUUCAAUAAUAAUUUAGCUUGCUUGUAUACAGUAUGAGAUAUUCAUUAUACUAUCUACUAGAUACUAACGCAACAAACAUUACAUGAGGAUCAAGCAAAUAGCUAACAAAAGUAUUCUUUGAAUCUGCAAAAUUAUUGAUUCGACAGUGCGGACACAUAAUAGUAGUAACGAUACCACAAAAAUAUUUAACAGAUGAAUUGAAUUAUUCAUAUGACGAUUAUAUACAAAAUGUCAAACUAUAUAAACAAUAAUAGCUUAGAAUAUCGGAAUAAAAAGAAAACAAGAUAUUAGUCAAAA